This is a messenger RNA of Phyllostomus discolor (pale spear-nosed bat), 2001 nucleotides long. RefSeq names its product keratin 24 (gene KRT24). Lineage: Eukaryota; Metazoa; Chordata; Mammalia; Chiroptera; Phyllostomidae. Gene Ontology annotation, molecular function: structural molecule activity. The transcript has 8 exons. The record is from RefSeq and is a predicted model, not a curated record. The coding region runs from base 77 to 1678 and encodes 533 amino acids.
GCAACCUGCAAACACGCUCCUCACCGUCACCCUCCUUCCUGUUCGCCUGGACGAGCUACACGUUUGCAGGAGCAUCAUGUCCUGUUCCUCUCGGAUCUCCUCCUCCCGGGCUGGAGGCAGCAGCGCGGUCAGGGUGUCCGCUGGGAGCGGCAGCUUCAGCAGCAGAAGCAAAUGUGGGCUGGGGAGCAGCUCCGCCCAGGGCUUCCGAGGAGGAGCUGGCAGCAGCUCCGGCCUGAGUGGGGGGUUGAGCGGUGGCUUUGGAGGGGGUUUUGGUAGCUGCUCAGUAGGGGGUGGUUUUGGAGGAGCUUCGGGUUCUGGUCUUGGCGUUGGUAAGGGUUCCGGCUUUGGUGGGGGUUCUGGAUUCAGUGGGGGUCUUGGAUUUGGUGGUGGAUCUGGGUUCGGUGGCGGUUCUGGGUUCGGUGGUGGCGCUACUGGAGGCUUCUGCGGCUUUGGUGGUGGUGCGGGUGGCGGCAUUGGCGAUGGAGGGCUUUUCUCUGGAAGUGAAAAGCAGACCAUGCAGAACCUCAACGACCGCCUGGCCAAUUACCUAGACAAGGUCAGAGCCCUGGAGGAGGCCAACAGUGACCUGGAGAACAGAAUCAAGGAGUGGUAUGACAAGUAUGGGUGCCGGUCUGGCACCGAGGGCUCUGGCAGAGAUUAUAGCAAAUACUAUCCAAUCAUCGAAGAGCUCAGAAAUCAGAUCAUUACUGCCACUAUUGAAAACGCUGGGAUCGUCUUGCAGAUUGACAACGCCAGGCUGGCUGCUGAUGACUUCCGGCUGAAGUACGAGAACGAGCUGCACCUCCGGCAGGCCGUGGAGGCCGACACCAACGGCCUCCGCAAGGUCCUGGGCGAGCUGAGCCUGACUCGCUCCGACCUGCAAAUGCAGGUCGAGAGCCUCACGGAGGAGCUGGCCUUCCUGAAGCAGAACCACGAGGAGGAAAUGAAGAACAUGCAAGGCAGCUCUGGAGGGGACGUGACGGUAGAAAUGAAUGCCGCCCCGGGAACCGACCUGACCAAGCUACUGAAUGACAUGCGGGAGCAGUAUGAGGAGCUGGCCGAGCAGAACCGCCGCGAGGCCGAGGAGCAGUUCCACAAGCAGAGUGCCUCGCUGCAAGCACAGAUCUCCACUGACGCUGGGGCGGCCAGUUCCGCCAGGAGUGAGAUCACAGAAUUGAAACGGACCCUGCAGGCCCUGGAAAUUGAGCUCCAGUCCCAGCUGGCCAUGAAAAACUCCCUGGAGGGGACCCUGGCCGACACGGAGGCCAACUACAUGGCUCAGCUGUCAGAAAUUCAGAUGCAGAUCAGCAGCUUGGAAGAGCAGAUCUGUCAGAUCCGGGGCGAGACCGAAUGCCAGAAUGCAGAGUACGAGCAACUGCUGGACAUCAAGACCCUCCUGGAGAUGGAGAUCGAGACCUACCGCCGCCUGCUGGACGGAGAGGGAGGUGGUUCUGGUUUUGGAGGAUCUGAUUUUAGAAAAUGGGGAUCCAGAAGCAUGGGGUCCAGAAACACGGAAUCCAGGGAUUCCAUGUCGGGUGACUCAAAAUCUGAAAGCUGUUCUAGCCAAGGAAGAGAUCCCAGCAAGACGAGAGUGACUAAGACCAUCAUAGAGGAGGUGGUGGAUGGCAAAAUCGUCUCAUCUAAAGUCAGCAAUGUUUCUGAGGUGAAAGUCAACUGAGCAACUUCCAGAUCAAUAACAGUGUCUUUCGGAGAAAAAGAAAUCUAAAGGAAACAAAGGAAGACGUCGCAUCGAUUUAGCCGUCGGUCUGGAUGACUUCAGGGAAGAGCUUCUGCAUGGAAGUAGAUGCUAACCAAUUGCUUCUGCAGCCUCUUUUUUUUUCUUACUAGAAUGCUCUUCUCCCUCUCUUUCUCCCUCCCUUCCCCUCUCUCUAAAAAUAAAUAAAAUCUUUUAAAAAAGAAUGCUCUUGAAAAAGUUGAAAUGACAACUCUGCUGUAAUUGUCUCUAUGCUUCAAUAAACUUACUUUUGCAAGUUAAUUAAA